CGGGUCGGUAGAGUAAAAUGCCCGUUUCCAUUUCGGUUACUUAUAAAUUCUUGCCCCGCAAUAUCUUAACCCUAGAAAACGCACUCUCUUGCUCACUCUCCUGCGGCUUCGAGCUUUUGGUGCUGUUUACUUCAUCUCCUAGCCAUGGCGGACGUGGAUGCCGAUGUCGCCGCACCAGGUGUACCGAAGAAGAGAACGUUCAAGAAGUUCAGUUUCAGAGGUGUCGAUCUCGAUGCUCUCUUGGAUAUGUCCACUGAUGAACUCGUCAAGCUCUUUCCAGCCCGUGCACGCCGAAGGUUUCAGAGAGGUUUAAAGAGGAAGCCAAUGGCUCUGAUAAAAAAAUUACGCAAGGCUAAACGUGAGGCGCCACCUGGUGAGAAACCCGAGCCAGUUAGGACACACCUCCGCAACAUGAUUAUAGUUCCUGAAAUGAUUGGUAGUAUUAUCGGUGUUUACAAUGGAAAGACCUUCAAUCAAGUGGAAAUCAAGCCAGAAAUGAUUAGCCACUAUUUGGCUGAAUUCUCAAUCUCCUACAAGCCGGUAAAGCACGGAAGACCGGGUAUUGGUGCCACCCAUUCAUCCAGGUUUAUUCCACUCAAAUGAAAGAGAUUAUGCAUGUGUCUUUAUUCUUGGUCUUGUUGGAAUGUUGUUUUGUUAUUGAAUUUUGAUCAAUAUGUCUAAUGUUGAUGCUUCUCUUUUGACUAUUCAAUUUAGAAAA
Messenger RNA from Gossypium arboreum, 718 nucleotides. Its product is annotated as 40S ribosomal protein S15-4-like. The coding region runs from base 145 to 603 and encodes 152 amino acids. The transcript is spliced from 4 exons. Lineage: Eukaryota; Viridiplantae; Streptophyta; Magnoliopsida; Malvales; Malvaceae. Gene Ontology annotation, biological process: translation; ribosomal small subunit assembly. Gene Ontology annotation, molecular function: RNA binding; structural constituent of ribosome. Gene Ontology annotation, cellular component: cytosolic small ribosomal subunit; ribosome. The record is from RefSeq and is a predicted model, not a curated record.